This is a messenger RNA of Glossina fuscipes, 2887 nucleotides long. Its product is annotated as probable cytochrome P450 6a14. Bases 29 to 1549 code for a protein of 506 amino acids. The transcript is spliced from 2 exons. The record is from RefSeq and is a predicted model, not a curated record. Gene Ontology annotation, molecular function: heme binding; oxidoreductase activity, acting on paired donors, with incorporation or reduction of molecular oxygen; iron ion binding. NCBI's taxonomy places the organism in Eukaryota, Metazoa, Arthropoda, Insecta, Diptera, Glossinidae.
UCAGUUCUAUUGUAUUUGUAACGUAGAAAUGUUCGGAUUAUUACUUUUCUGUUUAGCAAUAUCUUUGUUGUUGUACUUAGUCAACAACUAUACAUACUGGAAAACGCGCGGAGUGCUGCACGAGAUGCCAUUACCGCUACUAGGGAAUUUUAAAGGCGUGGGACGUAAAUAUUCGAUACGUGAUGUCAGCGAACGAGUUUAUAAGAAAUUUAAGAAUUUUGCACCUCUCGCGGGAAUAUAUGCGUUUGUAACACCUGCUCUUUUAAUUUUCGACUUAGACUUGGUGAAGUGCAUUUUAAUUAAAGACUUCAGCAGUUUUCAUGAUCGACCAAUAUUUAAUAAUGUCAAAGAUGACCCUUUAACGGGUCAUUUAGUUACACUGGAAGGUGAACAAUGGAAAGCUAUGCGCACAAAAUUAUCGCCGGUUUUUACGGGAGCACGUAUGAAAUUUAUGUUACCUACGAUAGUUAAAGUCGGACAACAAUUUACCGAAGCCUUAACAGACGCGUUCAAAAAUAGUUCGGAUCAGAUUUUGGAAAUUAAAGAUUUUUGUGCCCGUUUUACUACCGAUGUUAUCGGAAAUUGUGUUUUUGGAGUCGAAUGCAACAGCUGUAAAGAUCCACAAUCAGAAUUUCGCGUAAUGGGUCGUUCGAUCUUCAAUGAGCCCCGUCACCAUCCUAUAGUUCAAGCAUUUAUAACAACGAAUCCAAAACUCGCGCGCUGGUUACGUAUGAAAAUUAUACCGGAUAAAAUAUCUGCAUUUAUCUUGAACUUAAUUCACCAAACUAUUGAUUAUCGUAUUAAAAACAAAAUCAAACGGAACGACUUUGUACAAUUAUUAAUGGAAUUGAGAAAUGAAAGUGAAUUCGAACACAAAAAUGUAAAAUUAGAAAAAAUCGAUUUAUCAUUAGGUUUAACCAUAGAGCAAAUGGCUGCUCAAGCUUUUGUCUUUUUCAUAGCUGGUUUUGAAACUUCUUCAACCACAAUGUCCUUUUGCCUAUACGAAUUAGCUAAACACCCCCACAUACAAGCUAAACUGAGACUUGAAAUAGAAACUGUACUCAAGCAACAUAAUAACGAAUUGACAUAUGAAGCAUUAAACUCUAUGUCCUAUAUGGAGCAAGUAGUUGCAGAGACUUUACGCUUAUAUCCUGUCCUUCCCAUUUUAGCACGAAAAUGUCGUCAAUCCUAUCAGGUGCCGAACACUACUUUGACUAUAGAAAAGGGUACAUUGAUAUGGCUACCCGUUAGUGCUAUACAUCGUGAUGCCGAUUUGUACGAGGAGCCUGACACUUUUAAACCGGAACGUUUUGAGCCUUCUGAAAUAGAAAAACGCCAUCCUUGUGCUUACUUGCCGUUUGGUGAUGGUCCACGCAACUGCAUUGGAAUGCGUUUCGGGAAAAUGCAAACUAAAAUCGGUUUAAUAUCUUUUCUACGGGAAUAUAGCGUGGGUCCAUGUGAUAAAACUGAAAUACCUGUAGAGUUAGACCCUAAAAAUUUCCUAAUAUCAGCUAAAAACGGCAUUUAUUUGAAAAUGAGCAAAGUUUAAGAUGUCAUUUAUGUCAAUUUUUUUAUACGCAUGCAUUGUUUAGUAAUAAAAGUGAAUUUAAAUAUAAAACAUAAAGCAAAUGUGGCCCUUUUCCCAAAUCAAUCAAACAUAAAACUUAGAUCAAAAUGUGCUGGAAAUUUAUUAAUUAAGUAACUAAAUACAAAUACAAUUCCUGCACCAUUCGACACCCUACCCUACAACUAUUCACACAAAUAAGGCUUUAUAUGGAAAGUGAGCCGUUCCGCACCAUUUUUAAUGGCGUUCGCCUUUUUGUCAGUGUAGACCUGCAGGUUGAAUACAACAAAGCAAAACGGAGAGACAGAUAAACCACAUCGACUCGGAAAGUUAUUCUGAAUCAAUCGGCAUAAUAAAAGACGGGGUUAGCUCAAGUCCUUCUUGGUGUUACGUAUAGCCGUACAAACUUAGUAUAUUCUUGCACCACAAGUGGUGUAGUAUGUAAAUAUUAACUGUUUUUGUUUCUUACUUUCGAAUUCGUACAGUUGCAAUAAACGAAUCUGCCCGGCGGCAGCUUUUUGAGUGGUCCGUCCAUGAAUUUCAAUCAACCAUAACCCGUCAAACUCGCUCAAAAUUAUCAAUUUUGCAAUUUGUUGUUUUCAGAACCGGCUGUCAGGUGUAGGGUUCAGAAAAGCUUCUUUAAAAUAAUAAAUUUUUUGCUGUAGGGCUUCGGCUUAAAAUUUGAAGAAAUCGAAAGCGGGUUUCAGAUCGUUUUAAUUACCCUUCGAUUAAGCUUAACUCGCCAUAGACAUUAUAUAACGGUAAAUAAAAUAUGAGAAAUGCUUUUUCUAGAGACCGCUGUAUAACUUUUUGCGACGAAUCAUCUUGUAGUCCAUUCCUCUAGCAAAUUAAUAUUACCCAUGCAAAAUUUCAUCCAUAUUGUGCUUGAAAUUUUUCUCUUAUCAUUCGGGUCAGUUUAAGUUUGUUGACUUUCGUAUCUACGACUACGGAGAACAGCUCAAUACGAACUAUUUACUUUCUUAACUGGACUAUCCCAGUUUUUUUGAUAAACAUAGAGAAACUACUUUUGGAGAUUUUCAUGUCAUUUCUUUCAUUUUUUUUUUUUUUUUGUUUUGUUUUUAAUAAAUAUAAUAAAAUAUUGUAAAGGGCUUAUAAUAAAUUUUGUGAUAUGUCUGUUGUUUACUUUAUAUAUGUUUAAAGUUUGAUCUUAUUUUGUUUCAACUUUCACAGCAGCUUGUGUUUGAAUGAAAUACAUUUUUCAUUGUGUCUUUAAUUAAUAUCUAUAAAUCUUUGUAAUAUAAAAGAUUUCUAUUAUGGCCGUAUAAUUUGUGAAAUUCUCUUUUCAAAAAUUUCGAAUGAAAA